Spinacia oleracea (spinach) is the source of this 633-nucleotide messenger RNA. RefSeq lists its product as uncharacterized. The coding region runs from base 1 to 633 and encodes 210 amino acids. The record is from RefSeq and is a predicted model, not a curated record. The transcript is spliced from 3 exons. NCBI's taxonomy places the organism in Eukaryota, Viridiplantae, Streptophyta, Magnoliopsida, Caryophyllales, Amaranthaceae.
AUGGGUGAAGUGGGUUCAUGCAGUCUAUGUGAAAAACAGGAAUUGGGUGGAUUACAGUCCAUCUAUGGCAGAUUGGCAGCCAGUUGGGCUAUGAAGUAUACUCUACCCAAGAAUAGAGUCACCAUAUGGCUUGCUCUCCAGGAUAGACUUAAGACCAAGGAAAGACUACACAGAUAUGGGGUUACUAUAGAUGAAACCUGUGCUUUGUGUGGACAUGACACUGAAUCUAGUGCUCAUCUGUUCUUCAAUUGUCAUUUUAGCAAGGAAUGCAGUUCUAUGGUGUUGCCUUGGCUUGGCUUCAAUACCUCCAGGAAUAAUCUCUUCACUCUUCUUAAGUGGAUCCAUAGAUACUGCAAAAAAUCUUUUACCAGGAAAGUUACUUAUGCUGCUGUUGCUUGUACUGUGUACCAAAUUUGGAAAGCUAGGAAUCUAGCUAUAUGGGAACAGUUUGUUCCAUCCAUUGCUUGUAUUGUCAAAACUAUUCAGUAUACUGUUAAACAUAGAGUAAUGAGCAUUCUUAGUCAGAAAGUUAGAGCUAGGGAUAGGGAGUGGCUUUUAGCCUUUUUAAGCUUUGAGGGAGUCCUUCCUAGAAGGUUUGCCUCUCCUCUUUCUGAGUUGUUUGUUGGUGUUUAA